Molecule: messenger RNA, 5208 nt
Organism: Monodelphis domestica (gray short-tailed opossum)
Lineage: Eukaryota; Metazoa; Chordata; Mammalia; Didelphimorphia; Didelphidae
Source: RefSeq, a predicted model, not a curated record
CCGCGCAAGCAGCCGCUGACAUCACGCCGAACCUGGCCGUGGCGGCGGCGGCAGCGGCGCCCCCUUCCUUCCCGCAGCCCCUUGGGCUCGGCCGAGGCCCCUCCGCGGUGCCGGGCGGAGGAUGGUGCGAGGCGCCCUGAGGGCCCCCAGCCUCCAGCGCCGCAGCUCCCCGGUACAGCCCGCGACGGGCAGCCACUCCUGCAGCACCGGGCUCCGUCUGAGGGGCCGAGGCUGAGGUUGGGCGGGCAGCGCGGGCGCCGGGGGUAAAGGGGGACCGGGGCCCGGACCCGAGUGGAGGCGCCCGCGGCCAUGGGGGCCCUGACCAGCAGGCAGCACGCGGGCGUGGAGGAGGUGGACAUCCCGUCCAAUUCCGUGUACCGCUACCCGCCCAAGUCCGGACAACUUAGGAGGUCAGAAGGAGAGAUCAGACACUGGAAUGGGGCUCUUGGAGGUAGCAGCUAUGGCAGCAGCAGCAAUGGGAGCAUUCACCACCAAGAAAUGGAAGCUAUUUUGCUAGCCACUUCAUCAUGGGAGGGGAAAAGUUUGACUCAACUCACCCUGAAGGAUAUUUGUUUGGAGAGAACAGCGAUUUGAACUUCCUGGGGAACAGACCAGUAGCGUUUCCUUAUGCAGCCCCACCUCCCCAAGAGCCUGUGAAGACCCUGAGAAGUCUGAUCAACAUCCGCAAAGAUACUCUAAGGCUAGUAAAGUGCACUGAAGAAGUGAAAACCCCUGGAGAAGAGGUCAGCAAAGCCAAAGUCCACUACAAUGUAGAGUUCACGUUUGACACUGAUGCCCGAGUGGCGAUCACCAUCUAUUAUCAGGCCACUGAAGAGUUCCAGAAUGGCAUAGCCAGCUACAUCCCAAAAGACAACAACCUUCAAUCAGAGACUGUGCACUACAAGCGAGGAGUGUGUCAGCAGUUCUGCCUGCCCUCCCAUACUGUUGACCCAUCUGAAUGGGCAGAAGAGGAGCUGAGUUUUGACCUGGACCGAGAAGUCUACCCACUGGUUGUCCAUGCUGUAGUGGAUGAAGGCGAUGAGCAUUUUGGACACUGCCAUGUACUUUUGGCUACAUUUGAAAAGCACACAGAUGGCACUUUCUGUGUAAAGCCCCUGAAACAGAAGCAGGUGGUGGAUGGGGUCAGUUACCUCCUUCAAGAAAUCUAUGGGAUUGAAAACAAGUACAACACACAGGAUUCUAAGGUGGCUGAGGAUGAAGUAAAUGAUAACAGUGCUGAGUGUGUGGUAUGUCUCUCAGAUGUCCGGGAUACCUUGAUUUUACCCUGCCGCCACCUCUGCCUCUGUAACACCUGUGCAGACACCCUUCGCUACCAAGCCAACAACUGUCCUAUCUGCCGACUGCCAUUUCGGGCUCUGCUUCAGAUCCGGGCCAUGAGGAAGAAACUGGGCCCCUUGUCCCCAACCAACUUUAACCCCAUCAUCUCUUCCCAAACAUCUGACUCUGAAGAACACUCAUCCUCAGAGAACAUCCCCUUGGGUUACGAAGUGGUAUCUCUGCUGGAAGCCCUAAAUGGGCCCCUCACUCCAUCCCCAGCUGCUCCUCCACUUCACGUGCUUGGAGACACCCACCUGUCAGGGAUGUUGCCUUCUUAUGGCAGUGAUGGACAUCUCCCCCCACUAAGAACUGUCUCUCCUCUUGACCGCCUCUCUGACUGCAGCAGCCAAGAACUCAAGCUUAAGAAUAGUCUUUCCAAGUCCAUCUCCCAGAAUUCAUCCAUGUUACACGAAGAAGAGGAUGAUGAACAGUCCUGUAGCGAGUCUGAAAUGCACCUCUCCCCCAGGCAGUCUCCUCAUCAGCUUGAAGAGGACUGCGGUGCCACUCCAGAGAGUGAGAAUCUCACUUUAUCUUCAUCAGGAGCCAUUGGCCAGUCAUCUUGCACAGGGACCCCUCUCUCUUCCACAAUUUCUUCCCCCGAAGACCCUGUCAGCAGCAGCCUGGCACAAUCUGUCAUGUCCAUAGCCUCUUCCCAAAGCCAGAACUCCCAGAUCAGCACUGACACGGUCUCUUCUAUGUCUGGUUCCUAUAUUGCCCCUGGCACAGAAGAAGAGGGAGAUGCUCUCCCUUCCCCACUUGCUGCCAGUGGAGCUCCAUCGGAAGAAGGCGAGUUGAUGCCCAUUGAGUCUCCAGAUGCUGAUUUUGUUGGGGUCCCAGCAGAAGAGCAGGAUGCAGAGGGGAACGAUGUAUUGGAAGAAGAAGAUGGAUCUCCUACACGGGAAGAUGGCCAGAGGACUUGCGCAUUCCUAGGUAUGGAGUGUGACAAUAACAAUGACAUUGACAUCGCAGUCGUGAAAACACUCGACAAUAAGCUGUGCUCUGAGGUCUGCUUACCCGGCACCUGGCAGGUGGACAACAAUGCUAUCAGUUGCAGGAACAGCCAGUGCUGGCACUUGUCAUCAAGCAGCCUAGAGGACCCUGAGAACGAGCCUUGUGUAAAGGGCUCCAUGGCUGUCUGAAGAGUCCAAGCCCCUGUCACAGGGCUCUUUUUUCCAUCCUCACAUUCCAAUGUGCCCCCACUGGACUGCUGACCUCCUGGGUAUUCCCACUGAGACCUGUGCUGAAUUUUUUAUAUUUGUGUGUAAAACUGGAUAUCAAGGGCAUUCUGUACCUCCACCCAGCCUCUCUUCCUCCCUGGAUUUCACCUGGAACAGAUUGGAAGUCCUUCGACCUGGAGCUCAAGUCAUGUUGAUGAACUGGAGUCCAUCGUUGCCUUUUCACAGACUUCUACCCAUCUCCCCUCUCAGGUGGAAUGGCGGCCUUUAUGCUUGCUGUCUGGUCUCCUUUUUUCUCCCUAAGGUUAUAGCAGGAAGGCUAAGAAACCUGGCUGCUUCACUCUCCUUUCCCCACGUUGUGUUAUCCAGCCUCCAGCACAAUUAAACUACCUUGGCAAACUCUUCUUUUGGGUUAGCCUUCAUCCAUGGCAGAGCAAAGCAGGCACUCUGUAUUAAACAAUCUUAAAGCAGUGCUUCCAUCCAUUCUGAAAGGUGGCAUCCAGUGGGAUGUUUGAAUCUUUCCUAUCGUAGAAGUCUGGCUUUUGCCUCAUGUGCUGCCCUACAGACAGGCCCACUCCCUCUUCAACUGUUUGUGCCCUGGACAAUAUGCAUGGAUGAAGCUCUGCCUUUCUCCUUCCAGAUGUGAGGAAUAGGUACCGGUGUUUCUCACAUCGGUGACCCACGAGGGUCAGAAGUAGAGCCCCAAAAGACUGCAGAGGUUGGAAAGGGAGGCAUGUGGCAUCAGUGAACUAACUAGACUCUAUAAAGGGAGAGAGCAGGCCUCCUCCACCUCCAGGGCUUCCCCUUAUAUUCCUUCCUGCUCAACCUCAAUGAUUUGCUGAUACUAAGAGGAACUGUGGAGGAGCAGCUCUGUUACAGAUUGAGAUCAGGUCAAAUUAGGUGCUUCAGAACCUAAGUACAUACAAUAAGAUCCUGAGCCCAAAGAUUAGCCUCCAAUUCAGGUAUCAUUCCUAUCUCCCUGCUAGGGUUAUUGAAGGAGGGGAGAUCAUAGGCUUUUGGGGUAAGGGGAAAGUUCCCAGGAAAGGUAGACCAGUGAAGCUUCUGGGGUGUGGUUUCCAUUUGGGGAGCUCUUGUAAUCCUUUGCUAGAAAGCCUUUGCAAGCCCAUGCUCAAAAGACCUGGAACCUUGAGAAGAGCAUCAGCUAUCCCCUACCUUUCCCCAUGACUUCCUGCCCUAGGAGAGGCCUGUUUAGAACCUAAUGGGCUAAACUGUACAUUCCUUGAGAUGUUAGAAGCUUGUCCAGGUGUAGAUGCAAACCAGUUUUGUUUUGUUUUGUUUUUUUCCUCCAGGAGUACUGGUUAAGGCUUGACAACUCAAACUAAGGCAGUGUUUUGAAUAAGUAAUUCUCAUAAAUAUCUCCCUAAAGGCCCCUGCAGAAGUGGAUUGGCUGGUUUGUUGGUCCCUUACCUGUCCAACAAUCACACUCCUUCCUAAAGCAAAAAUGAAAACAAGCCUAGUUAAGCAAUAAUCCCCUUUCUCGGGCCUGUAAGAUCUGGGUGGUUACAUCAGUCAGCAUGCAGAUCUACCUCUAGCAGUCACUGGGUAGUGUUAAACAGGAUGCUUGGGGGGAGGAGAGGACUGAAUGGAAACAACAGUUAAACAGUAGCUAAGCCAGCCAGGCACCUUAAACCAAAAUAAAUAGUCUCAUUCCCUUUGCUGAUUCCUUGUGUCCUUUGAUGCUGGAGUGUCAGAACCUGCAGCUCACCCUCUGCCUCAAGGUAGCCAGCAAGAGACUUGAGGCCAUGUCCCUAGAGGGGAGCAGUAGUGAUCCUUUCCUUGUUUCUGAACUGCCUCUCCACCCCCACAGGCAGAGAUGUAAAUGUGGUAGAAACAGCCCCAUAGCCCCUACUUCCUUAGAUAGCACCUCUCUUCCCUCCCCCUCUCCUGCCUUUUUCCUCCUCCACUAUUUAGAUACUUGGCAGGUAGUUAUCUGGUUCAGGAGGACCUGUCUGACAACAAAACCCAUGGCCUGGCUUUGGAAUGACCACCCCGCCCCCAAACAACAAUACCAACCAAGGUCCACUUGGACCCUAUCAGACUGAAGAAGCACAUCAGGGAUAAAGCUGCAAUAUUUCUAAGAAGGAGAGUCAAAAAGGCAGGUCAAGAAGCACCAGCAGAGGAAGGAGACCUCCAUCUUCUGGAUGGAUCCAUCGAGCAAAGAAGGGAGGUCUGAUGGGAGCCACAAGCCAAGGGGAUGACCUGAAUAAGAUGAGCUAGAAUUGCAAAUCACACCCUUGCUACACCUCACUGUUCCCAUCCUAUUCUUUCCAGGGAUAGGGUGGUUUUGAUUUGCUCACCAAGACUUACUCCUCCUCCUCCUGUUCCCCAGCCCAGCUCUUCCACCUGGAUUCCACACCAUGCUGGGAGCUCUCUCCUGAGCCUAAACUAGUGCAUGUCUGAGCACUUUCAUAAUGAAGCAAGUAUCUUAUUUCGAUGGGAUGCUGGGGCUGGUGCAACAGUGGCAUGUUUUCUGGAGACUCUGCACACUCUGUGUGUGUGUGUGUUUGUGUGUUUACUGUUAGUGACAAUGUGUGCAUCCCCUGCUACCUUCAGGGUGCACGAAUGGCUAUGCUGCAGGUGCCACAUCCACAAUGCAAUGUUUCUGGAUUGCUGCAUGGUUCUCAAAAGUGAAUAAAACUGUUUACAAGAGGAAGGGGCAGCUGGUGACUGAGAA